Molecule: messenger RNA, 3496 nt
Organism: Brachypodium distachyon (stiff brome)
Lineage: Eukaryota; Viridiplantae; Streptophyta; Magnoliopsida; Poales; Poaceae
Product: putative aconitate hydratase, cytoplasmic
Exons: 20
Coding region: 220-3204 (994 amino acids)
Biological process (GO): citrate metabolic process; tricarboxylic acid cycle
Cellular component (GO): cytosol; mitochondrion
Molecular function (GO): aconitate hydratase activity; 4 iron, 4 sulfur cluster binding
Source: RefSeq, a predicted model, not a curated record
CCAAGAAAGAAAGAAAACAUCCGAGCCGAAGGUCCAGCGCGGCGGCGGCGGGAGCGAGCCUCGGUCGAACCCUACCACCCCCCGCCGCGCCUGCCCACCACGCGUCUCCCCUUCCCGGAAUCCCCGGCCGUCUAUAUAAAGCCCGCCCACCCCCUCCGCCCCACCGCUCCCUAGCACCCAUUCUCUCUUCCCCCUCUCCGAUCCGCCCGCUCCGCGGCCAUGCCUCCGCUCGCGAGCUCCCUCCUCUCCCGCUCCGCCGCGGGGCCCGUCUCCUCCGCCCGCGUCACCGCCGCCGCCGCGGUAGCCGCGGUCUCCAAGCCCGUCGCUGCCUCGGAGCCGGCCGCCUCCCCGCCUGUUACUCCUACUCCUACGGCAGGUACGAGCUCGAGCCCGCGGUCGCCGUUCGCGUCGGGCCUCGCGGGCCGUCUCUUCGGCGGCCGCCGCGCCGCUGCCCGCUCCUCGUCCUCCGCCGCCGCCGUCUUCGAGCGCCGAUUCGCCUCCGCGGCCACGAAGAACUCGUACGAUGAAAUCCUCACGAGCCUCGCCAAGCCGGGAGGGGGAGCGGACUUCGGGAAGUACUACAGCCUACCGCGGCUCGCCGAUCCGCGCAUUGAUCGGCUCCCCUACUCGAUAAGGAUUCUUCUCGAGUCAGCAAUCAGAAACUGUGAUGAGUUCCAGGUCACCGGGAAGGAUGUUGAGAAGAUCCUAGACUGGGAGAACAGCGCAACGAAGCAAGUCGAAAUCCCGUUCAAGCCAGCCCGUGUCCUCCUCCAGGAUUUCACUGGUGUACCGGCAGUUGUUGAUCUUGCUUGUAUGCGGGAUGCUAUGAGUAAACUUGGCAGCGACCCGAACAAAAUUAAUCCUCUGGUACCUGUCGAUCUUGUUAUUGAUCAUUCAGUCCAAGUCGAUGUGGCAAGAUCGCAAAAUGCUGUACAGGCAAAUAUGGAGCUUGAGUUCAGUCGUAACAAGGAGCGGUUUGGGUUUCUGAAAUGGGGUUCCACUGCAUUCAAUAACAUGCUUGUUGUUCCACCUGGAUCUGGAAUUGUCCACCAGGUGAAUCUUGAAUAUCUGGCCAGGGUCGUAUUUAACAAUGGUGGGAUCCUUUACCCUGAUAGUGUUGUCGGCACUGACUCUCACACAACUAUGAUAGAUGGUCUCGGUGUUGCUGGAUGGGGAGUUGGCGGUAUAGAGGCAGAAGCUACAAUGCUUGGCCAGCCAAUGAGCAUGGUCUUGCCUGGAGUUGUCGGUUUCAAGUUAACAGGGAAGUUGAAGAAUGGAGUUACAGCCACAGAUUUGGUUCUAACAGUGACUCAAAUGCUUCGGAAACAUGGUGUUGUUGGAAAGUUUGUUGAAUUUUAUGGGGGUGGUAUGAGUGAACUAUCACUGGCUGAUAGGGCUACUAUUGCAAACAUGUCACCUGAAUAUGGUGCAACUAUGGGUUUCUUUCCAGUUGAUGCAAAGACAUUGGACUACUUGAAGCUAACUGGCAGAAGCGACGAUACUGUGGCCAUGAUAGAGACUUACCUGCGCGCCAACAAUAUGUUCGUUGACUACAACCAGGUUCAAGCCGAAAGAGUGUAUUCCUCUUAUCUGGAACUUAACUUGGAAGAGGUAGAGCCAUGUCUGUCAGGACCAAAACGGCCUCAUGAUCGAGUUACAUUGAAGAACAUGAAGUCAGAUUGGCUCUCUUGCCUCGACAAUGAUGUAGGAUUCAAGGGUUUUGCUGUCCCCAAGGAAUCACAGGGUAAAGUUGCUGACUUUUCGUUCCAUGGGACGCCAGCAAAGAUAAAGCAUGGUGAUGUUGUAAUUGCGGCUAUCACCAGUUGCACUAACACAUCAAAUCCUAAUGUAAUGCUGGGAGCUGCUUUGGUUGCCAAAAAGGCUUGUGAACUUGGCCUCGAGGUAAAACCAUGGAUUAAGACAAGCCUUGCGCCAGGUUCUGGUGUUGUCAAGAAGUACUUGGACAAGAGUGGUCUGCAGAAAUAUCUAGACCAGCUCGGCUUCAAUAUUGUGGGCUAUGGUUGUACAACCUGCAUUGGAAACUCCGGAGAUCUUGAUGAAUCCGUGGCUGCUGCAAUUUCUGAAAAUGAUGUUGUCGCUGCUGCUGUGUUGUCCGGAAAUAGGAAUUUUGAGGGACGUGUACAUGCAUUAACCAGAGCAAAUUAUCUUGCUUCUCCUCCAUUGGUUGUUGCCUAUGCCCUCGCUGGCACGGUUAAUAUUGAUUUUGAGAAAGAACCAGUUGGCAUCUCAAAAGAUGGGAAAGAGGUUUACUUCAGGGAUAUUUGGCCUACCACUGAAGAGAUUUCUGAGGUUGUCAAGUCAAGCGUGCUCCCUGACAUGUUUAAGAGCACAUACGAGGCAAUCACCAAAGGAAAUCCUAUGUGGAAUGAGCUGCCAGUAUCUGCAAGCACUCUGUACCCAUGGGAUUCAUCGUCUACAUACAUCCACGAGCCUCCAUAUUUCAAGGAUAUGACAAUGACCCCUCCUGGUGCUAGGCCUGUGAAAGAUGCAUAUUGCCUUCUCAACUUUGGUGACAGUAUUACAACUGAUCACAUUUCCCCUGCCGGAAGCAUCCACCCAGAGAGUCCAGCUGCCAAAUUUCUAUCGGAGCGUAAUGUUGAACGGAAGGACUUCAACUCAUAUGGCAGCCGACGAGGGAACGAUGAGAUCAUGGCUAGGGGUACUUUUGCAAACAUUCGCCUUGUGAACAAAUUCUUGAAGGGAGAGGUUGGACCGAAAACCAUCCAUAUUCCAUCAGGGGAGAAGCUUGCUGUUUUUGAUGCUGCUAUGAAAUACAAGAAUGAAGGGCAUGAUACUAUCAUCCUGGCUGGUGCUGAGUAUGGCAGUGGAAGCUCUAGGGAUUGGGCUGCAAAGGGUCCAAUGCUCCAGGGAGUCAAGGCCGUGAUAGCCAAGAGUUUCGAAAGGAUUCAUCGUAGCAAUCUCGCUGGCAUGGGCAUCAUCCCGCUAUGCUUCAAGGCAGGGGAGGAUGCCGACACCCUUGGCCUAACUGGCCAUGAACGCUUCACGAUCCAGCUUCCGACCAAUGUGAGUGACAUCAAGCCUGGCCAAGAUGUUACUGUGACAACCGAUGCCGGGAAGUCAUUCACGUGCACACUCCGCUUUGACACUGAGGUGGAGCUCGCAUACUACACCAACGGAGGUAUUCUACCAUACGUCAUCAGGAAGAUCGCCGCCGAACCAUAGAGUGUGUCCACGAGAUGAUUUGCGAUGAGGCGAAUUGUAAUUGUUGUAAACGGUUUGUUUAGCAAAGUCUCAUUUUUGAGGAAUACCCCCUCAAAAUAUCAUCUGAGAAAUCAGUAGAGAACUCAGAAAUUUUGAGCGCGUGAUGACGCUAGAGGAUCAUCGCCUGUUUUCAUUUCAAGGCACGCUGUUAAUAAUAUGUCUCGCAAUUGAGAAGAUGCUUUUGCGUAUUGUAAGUAUAUCUGGAAAAUGAAAACAUCCAAGAAGAAACAAUUGGUGCAAAGUUAUCUCAUUC